UCUACUCUCACAUUCUUGAAUAGAUUUUACGUACGUUUACUUGCGCUCGCAAGCAGGAAAUAACGCACCGGUACGCAAUUGUCGUACGUACGUUCUCAAUUUGCUCCUUGGAGAUUCCCCUUCCUUCCUAGGCUGUUUGAGCGACAGCGGAGCGCGCGAAGCUAAAGCCUGGAAAGGUUACAGAGGCUAAAGUACAACCCGGGAAGAACUUAUCGUCUCGAUGGCUGUUAAAAGUUAACGCACAGACGACUGAAAAACAGGCAUAAUCCCCCUUCUACCGACUUGAGGUGUACUGUUUGGCUGCUGAGAUGCUGAACACACCAUUUCCUGCUUUUGCUGGCCGAGUGAUUUUCUGAGCAUGUGCACUGGAAAGAGGAACCAGGCAUGAGACUGCACAGGCUGGGGAGAUGUGUCAGAAGGAAUGCGGGAGGAAUUAUGAGUGGCACUAUGGAAGACAUGGUGCAGAGUGUUACAAGCUUAAAGUCUACAAGAGGAAGUAUUAUGAGCCUUUGCUGUGAGAAAAUUGUAUUUUCUCCUCUCUGAGACCGACUGCUGGAUUGGAAUCAGCGCUCCAUGCAUCAAAUUACUAUCUGAAUUGAGAACCUCUUCCCCUGUGCACUGUGGGAUAUCCACCCUGAUCUGCAUUCUUGGCCACCUGCAAGUUAUGCAAAUUUUUUGAGUACCCUUAUCUUCGAUUCCCUGUUGCUGUUUUUAUUUGUUUUUACUCUAGCACCCUCAGAGUUCUUUUGCGGUAGGAAAUUCUUUCCUAUUUGAAGCAGAAAGUUGUCAGCAGGAAGUUUACAGCAAAUACAAACACAUGGUAAGGGUUGUUGUGGUCCAAACAACCCCUUUCGUCUCUUCCCAAUCAGUGUAUUUCAGUAUGCCUCACUGAACACAACGUGGAUCCCUUGUCAACUUUUGUGCUCUAGGGAGAAACAAAACCAACACACCCCCCUACAAGAGUGCAUUCACAAGACUAAUUUCCUACCGCUGUGGUGAUGGGGAGCUCAGCCUCAUCUCUCACUGCAGAGACCGAGUCAGACCAUGGUUUCCGCAGCACCCCGUAUCCAUCGUCACCCCCUGUGGGCUGGCUCAGGAACAGCCACAGCAGCCCGGUGUGGGGCACCACUUUCAUCACACGUCAGCAGCAGCACCCGCUGCCUCAUCGAGAGCGCAGCCACUCUCACUCUCCUGGCUCCAUGGCAGCAGCAGUGCGAGGCAGUGAGUGGUCAUGUGGACGCUGCACCUUCUUAAAUGCCGGCGCAGCACCUCGCUGUUCCAUCUGUGAGGCACCACGCCAGAAACCCGACCUUAACCAGAUCCUGCGGCUGAGCAGCACUGAGGAGCAUCGCUGGGCCUGUCCACGCUGUACACUCAACAACCCCCAGGGAUCUGGAGCCUGCUCCGUCUGCGGCUUUGGACCGUCUCCUUCUACUCACACACCCCCUACAACCACCAUAGCCGCCACUGCCAACGGCCUCCCGCCCGCUCCGACCGAACUCCCAACACCUACCGUCACCCCCACAGUUCUGCUUGAGCCCCAUGGACAGCAUCCAGCUAAGGAGGAAGUGCUACGACGGUCUGAGAGCAACGGAGAAGCGUGCAUCCUGGAGGGACAGCAGUCAGGCUGGGCUUGCCCUCGCUGUACACUUCACAACACACCCGUGGCACUGUCAUGCUCAGCCUGUGGUGGGCCCAGGAAAUUGUCUUUGCCUAAAAUCCCCCCUGAAGCAUUGGUGGUGCCUGAGGUGCGCACACCUGUGCUGGGGUUUCCUGUUCACACAGCAGGGGCUGCCCCGCUACUCAUAGACCUAACGGAUGACUCUCCCCCACCCCCUCCCUGUGAUCCUCAAGAACCUCCCCAUGUCUCCUCACAGUCCCUUUCGUCCCCUUUUACUGCUUUCUCCUCCUCCCUCCAAAACAACCCUGUGCCCCGCAGCAGGAGAGAGGUGCCCCCUACUGGGCGCCCACCAAACCCAGGCACCAAUACUCCCAGCCCCACUUCCCCUUCAGCGGCCAGUGUGCCACCCCAACCAGGCCCACAGCGGCCAGCCAAGCCCAAACAUGCCCAACCCCAGGAACCUUCAUACCCCAGCAAGCGCCUCAGUAUCUUGGAGGAAGAAGACCCUCAGCACCAUCCACUGACCCCCCAACUCCCUGUUGCUUCCUCAGCCGCCCUCACCUGGAAGUGCCCUAGCUGCUCGUUGCCCAACCCAUGUAGCUUGUCUAAGUGUGAGGCCUGCCGAUCAACACGGGCUGGUGCUGACCUCAUUGACCUGGUAGGCUGUGAGACGGUACGAUUUACCCCGGCCAGUCCCUCCAGCCCGGACUUUAGCACCUGGGCCUGUUCCAAGUGCACGCUGCGCAACCCUACAGGUGCACCCAAGUGCUCGGCCUGUGGUUCUUCCAAGCUGCAUGGCUUUCAGGAGCAGCAAGCGCCCCUGCCCCGCUGCUGUACACACUGUGGCCUCCCGCCGGGGCCUGGCACUACAUCAUGCUCCUGUACACCUUCCUCUUCUUCAUCCUCCUCGGGUCAUAAAACACGGAAGCAGGCUCGGGGCUUCCCUUCCUCCUCUUCUGCUAUUGCUUCUAGUUCCUCUUCCUCCUCCACCUCAUCUAGCCUUCAGGAGAAGGUAGGACACUGGAGCUGCCCAGCAUGUACGCUGCUUAAUGAUAUCAAGGCCAAGAACUGUGCAGCAUGCCACACACCCCAGCAGUACCUCACCCUUCGCAAGGUGGUUAAGCCUUUGAAGAGGAGGGAGAGCAUGCAUGUAGAGGCCCGUCGACGAAAUGAUGAGGGCGAGGCCAAAGAGCUUUUGGAGAACAUUGUCAGCUUCUGCAGAGAGAACGCUGUGAACUUUGUGGAUGACAGUUUCCCCCCGGGACCUCGCUCAGUGGGCUUCCCCGAGGGCGACAGCGUCCAGCAGCGAAUUAAAAAAUGGCUCCGUCCCCACGAGAUCAACUGCAGCAACUUCAAAGACCGAGGAGUCAAGUGGUCCGUCUUCCGCACACCACGGCCGUCUGACAUCCUGCAAGGCCUGCUCGGAAACUGCUGGUUCCUAAGUGCGCUGGCAGUGCUGGCGGAGCGUCCGGAGCUGGUGGAGAGGGUGAUGAUAACCAGGACCAUCUGCCCAGAGGGGGCCUACCAGGUUCGGCUAUGUAAAGACGGGACGUGGACGACUGUAUUGGUGGACGACAUGCUGCCCUGUGACGACUAUGGCUACCUCCUCUUCUCCCAGGCCCAGAGGAAGCAGCUAUGGGUGGCGCUGAUUGAGAAAGCCCUGGCUAAACUCCAUGGCUCCUACUUUGCCCUGCAGGCAGGGCGCGCCAUUGAGGGCCUGGCCACGCUGACAGGGGCUCCCUGUGACUCCCUGAUGCUCCAGGUCAGCUCCACCAACCCUCGGGAGGAACCCAUCGAUACAGACCUCAUCUGGGCCAAGAUGCUCAGCUCCAAGGAGGCGGGGUUUCUGAUGGGUGCAUCUUGUGGAGGAGGCAACAUGAAGGUAGACGACGUUGUCUAUGAGUCUCUGGGUCUGCGGCCUCGACAUGCCUAUUCCGUCCUGGACGUACGAGAUGUCCAGGGCUACAGGUUGUUGCGGCUGCGUAACCCGUGGGGUCGUUUCUCGUGGAACGGCAGCUGGUCAGACGAGUGGACAGACUGGCCACAGCACCUGCGUCACGAGCUGAUGGCGCAUGGCAGCAGUGAGGGUGUCUUCUGGAUGGAGUACAGCGACUUUAUAAAGUACUUUGACUCAGUGGACAUCUGUAAGAUCCACUCAGACUGGCAGGAGGUGAGGCUACAGGGCUGCUUCCCCAGCAAGGCCAGCGGCCCGGUCACCGUCACAUCCCUCACUGUGCUGGAGAGGACGGCGUUGGAGUUUGCUCUCUUCCAGGAGGGAAGCAGGCGUUCGGACACAGCUGACAGCCACCUACUGGACCUGUGCAUCAUGGUGUUUCGGGCCUCCUUCGGCAGCGGCAACAAGCUGACUCUGGGACGCUUGUUGGCUCACAGCAAGAGAGCAGUGAAGAAGUUUGUUGGCUGUGAUGUGAUGCUGGAGCCGGGGGAGUAUGCUGUUGUCUGCUGCGCCUUCAACCACUGGCAGAUGAAUGUCAGCGAGACAACAGGAGGUCCACCCACGCCUGUCUCAAGUCCCACCAGCGGAGCGCCAAGACGGCCCAGCCAGGACUUCCCCGGCUACAUUCUUGCUAUCUACAGCUCUAGACAGGUGAUGGUGGAGCAGGUGGAGGCGACCGCCACCACACUGGCCGACGCCAUCAUCCACCUCACGGAAAACAAAGGCGAGAGACAUGAGGGCCGCGAGGGCAUGACGUGCUACUACCUGACCCACGGCUGGGCGGGGCUCAUCGUGGUGGUGGAGAACCGCCACCCCAAAUACUACCUCCACGUCUCUUGUGACUGCACUGACAGCUUCAAUGUGGUGUCCACACGCGGCAGCCUCAAGACCAUCGAUAGUGUACCGCCUUUGCACAGGCAGGUGCUGGUGGUGCUUUCACAGCUGGAAGGAAAUGCCGGCUUCUCCAUCACCCACCGCCUGGCUCACCGCAAGGCAGCCCAGGCCUCCCUGGGAGACUGGACCCCCACCAAGGCCACCCACAGCCCCCAGCUCACUCCGGACAUUGAUGGCCUGCACCGGCCCAGGCCACUAUGACCACUGCCCACCAUCUCACAUACACACAGACUAUAAUCCAUUGAACUGUCAGACCACUGAAAAACCAGGCAAGGGAGGGCGAGUGGUGUGUGCAGCGCUAAAACAUUAAGAAAGAUGUGUAUUUGUGUGUCUUUUUGGAUGAACACACACCUGAAUGUAAAGCAUAAAUGGGCAUCAUUUAUAUGCUGUCCUCCUAAUGCUCCACAAAUGCUGAAGUUCUCAUCUAGCCCACACGCACUCUCGCCCUUGCCAAAGUGGAUGUGCCAUGUCAGGAUGAAAUGAGGGAAGCAGACCACAUGGAGUGACCGGGACUUACUCACAAAACAAUUUUUCACCCAGGCACCAAACAGGAUCCAGUUCAGACUACUUAAAAUUCUGGAUGUUUUUGGUACAAGCGCUGUAAGUGGAACAGAUGUCACUCCUGAGUUUCAAAUGCUUGGAGACGACCCGGCUUUCAGUGAGCUUCACAGAAGUCAGGCUGGAGUGCCGUAACUACUGAGCCAUUUUCCGGCCCACAACCUCUGAGCCAGUCACCUGCAACGAUCAGACACUUACCCCUAUGUCAUCCACAAGGACAGCUGACAAAGCAGAAGACUUCAGGGGGAGUUUGUCUUGCCCAGCCCUCACUAGGUACUUAAUGAGCCAAACCCAACUUCUAGUUUUACACAUAGUCAUACAUGUUUUUUUUAUUUGAGAAUAUACACAUCGGUCUUACUUGUUUUAUACACAACCUUUGUUGCCGUCUUGUCCAUAGUUGUGUUUUUGAGGUCGUAGAAAAAGCCAUCAUUCAUACAGUACUGUCUGUCCCCACUCUCCAUCAUCACCGCAGUGCUGUCUAGCGCUCUCUCUAGCUCAGGACCAAACCCAUGAUUUCUACAAUAAGCUGGAGUCAAGCAAAACCUCAAGCUGAGGUUGUGGCACAUGUGUGGUGGCCAGAUAGCUGGAAUAGCAUCUUUAUCUCUGUUGUUCAUAAACACUUACAAGCCAUCCUGUGAAAUACUGACACAUCAUAGAAUUCCCACCACGUUUUUCCCUACAGAGAAACAACCACUGUACCUCCCCUUUUUCCUUUCUCUCACUUACUUUAAUUCAUUUUCACUCAGCCUCAGCUUGGGGUCUAAACGCUGGAAGCGAGUCAUUACAUGACCAGCUUUGUACUUUUCCCCUCAGGCACGCUGGGUUUUCUCAUCCAGUUCAGUAGUCAGUUUAUAUAUUUACACAUAAAUUCACACCUGGGGUGCAACUCUCCUCUCUAGACAUCAUAUAGAGUGAAUUAAUGCUGCAUCUUGCACUCUUGGAUUGUGACACCCCAAAAUUUGUGUCUGAUCUUUUUUUGGUACUGAAGGUCAGUGAGUAUUUGUCUAUUUCUCACACUUCAACAGUUUGCCAGUGUGUUGAUUUACACUUUAGUGUACUUAGGGAGUACUAGAGGAGCUAGUGGCUGUUUGAACAGUCAGUUUGCCAUAGGGGAGCUCUUAAGAGGAGCUGCCGAGUUUACUUUGGGAGGUCGGACCAUUUUUGUUUGCUUGGGUGCAGCGCGAGCAUCUGGGCCACCUUCCCACAAGAAUACACCGACAGCACAUUAGCGACAGCACAGUGUCCUCGUGUAAUAACAAAUUACCAUUUUGUCAGACUGCGUGCACACAUAACAAGAGAGAGAAGGGACCUCUGAGACAUGUUGUGACACAGAAAAUAGUUUAGCUCCCUCGCAAUUUGGGCUGUAUUGUUUGAAAGGAUGGGCUGCCUACAGCUGUUUUAUGUAGGUCCCUUUUUUUAGGGCCCCACCCACUUGUUCUUUCCAAUUUCUCCAGUGUCAAAGCCAUUACUCCUGUUUUACUAAGGCUCUUUCAGUCCUCACCAUGGCAACAUAUAGAUGUUUUAUCAGAGAGAGAGGGGAAAAACUAAUGUGAUACUAUAGUAACAGGAUGGAGUGGGAGACUUUUUUUCAAAUCAAAGUUGGUGUCUUACCGUUACGUAGUGAAAUGGGGAAAAACUUGAAAACUGUUAAGCAAAAUACUCAUACAAUGAAUUACAUGCAUCAUCUCAUGAGCUUCGUCCCUUUUGUUGGUAUUGUCAGCGUCGAUGCUAAAUGGCAGCACCGUGUCCCGAUGCUUGCAGUCUUACGUCUUCUGCACAACCAUGUCUACCAGCGCUGGUAGGCUGUACUUCACAACAUCUUCAGGACAGUUUGUAAGAAAACUACUACAGCAGUGUAAAGUUUCUUUGAUGAAACCUGAAGCUGGCGUAACUGUAAAUAUGUUUUCCAAAGAAACAUAAUGUGUAAUGACCACUUUCAGAUGUCUGUCUGCCCUGUGUGUGUGCGUGGGUUGCAGCCAAGUAGCUGUGAAAUCAGUGUCUAAUUUAUUUGUAUAAGUGAUUUGCAGUCCUGCUGCCUAAUGAAUAUUGUUGAAUACUGAACUGAUGAAUGACAGAUAAAGGAAUGUGAUAAUUUAUGGCUUUAGUUUGAGCCCAGAGGGAUUAGUUUGACAAGAAAUUAACCUGCACUGAAACACCUGCAAUGAUAAGGCACCUCGAAAUUCAGUGUCACUGCUGGAUCACUUUACAUUUACAUGAGAUUGACUUUUGUUUUAUACUAUGAUUUUUGACAUAAAUGUCAUGUUGGCUUGUGCUGGUGACCUAUGAACCUACUCCUCUUCUGUGAAGUUGUGGUGGUGACUCUUCUGUGCGUCAUGGGCGCCCCCUGCUGCUGAAGCAGCUGCAGCCUGGGAAAAGCUGGCCUUUCACAGCCAACACAACGCCUUUUCUCUCUCUUCUCCUUUGUCUGGUUCUCUCCUUGUAAAUUGUACAAACUGCAAACUUAAGCCACACAAAAGAUUUAAAAAAAAAAACUAAGAAAAAAAAAUAACUGACCCUUUUAAACUUGUAAAAAAAAAUUAAAGGAUGAUAGAAACAAAAAAAUGAAAUUUAAUGCGGAAAAAAAUGAAUGUGAUAUAUUUUAUUGAUUUUUUUCUGGCGGGGAAUAUAAAUAUAUAUGUGUACAAACAUGUAUGUUUGAUUUUCAAUCUCAGGUUCCGAUGGACCAAAUAAAUUUUUUUAAAUUAAAA
Molecule: messenger RNA, 7735 nt
Organism: Siniperca chuatsi (mandarin fish)
Lineage: Eukaryota; Metazoa; Chordata; Actinopteri; Centrarchiformes; Sinipercidae
Gene: capn15
Product: calpain 15
Exons: 14
Coding region: 999-4670 (1223 amino acids)
Biological process (GO): proteolysis
Cellular component (GO): cytoplasm
Molecular function (GO): calcium-dependent cysteine-type endopeptidase activity
Source: RefSeq, a predicted model, not a curated record